AUGUCUCGUUGCCGUUGCUACAUCGUCCCUCCUCACCUUCUCAGGGGCAUUGCUGAUUCCUCCAGCAAUCCCGACCACAUUCGCCAUGCCGCUGCGCACUCCCUCGCCUCCAGAGAGCGCAUCACAAUUGCCCGGAAGGAUCUCUUCACCCAUCUCACCACCCCUCGUGGAUACUUCAACACUUCCAAGGCCCCAGCUCGCCGUCGAAUUGUGCCCGAUGCUCUGCUACGACAUGUCGCCGACUCAGACAAGGCAGAUGAGACGACCCGUUCUCGAGCUCGCCGAGACCUUGAGCACCUCCAGCAAGUUCUUGGCCGCGUGAGGAUCUCGCAAGCAGGUCUAGCAACCGAGCAGAAACCCGCCUCCGACGACGACAAAGGCAAGGGUAAAGAUCCCAAAGAAAGCUACUACCGAGCGGUCCACGAUGCCAAGCACAACUUUGACGAGAACGAGCUUCCUGGGCAACUUGUCCGAUCCGAGGGCGAGCCCGAUGUCAAGGACAAAGCAGUAAACCAAGUAUUUGGCAAUAUCGGAGUAGUCUUCGACUUUUACAAAGAGCACUUCAACUGGCAUUCCAUCGACAACAAGAACAUGGAUGUCAUUAGCUCCGUUCAUUUCGGUGAAAGUUACGAAAACGCCUUCUGGGAUCCAGAGAAGGCACAAAUGGUCUUCGGUGAUGGUGGCGAGUUUCUAAACAACUUCACUUCCUGCAUCGACGUGAUCGGGCACGAACUCACCCACGCAGUCACGGAACACACGAGCCCUCUUGACUACUUUGGCAUGCCGGGUGCUCUGAACGAGCACAUUUCCGAUGUCGUCGGAAUCAUGGUCAAACAACAGGUCCAAAACGAAAACGCCAAGAACGCAGACUGGCUCAUUGGCGAGGACUGCAUCCUGCCAGGCGUCAAAGGCACAGCUCUGCGAAGCAUGAAGGCGCCUGGAAGCGCCUAUGAUGACCCAAAGCUUGGCAAAGACCCUCAGGUAGACCACAUGGAUCAGUACAAGACCAUGUACGAGGACAAUGGCGGUGUCCACAUCUAUUCUGGGAUUCCGAACAAAGCUUUCUAUCUUGCCUCGGUUGCGUUUGACGGGUAUUCCUGGGAGAAAGCUGGGCAGAUCUGGUGGAAGACUAUGACCAGCGGCAAGAUUCCACCCAAAUGCAGUUUCAAGCAGUUUGCCACUGUCACCAUCGAGGUUGCAGAGGAGGCGUUUGGCAAGCCUGCCGCCGAUAAAGUGAGAAACGCUUGGUUGGAGGUCGGCGUUGGUGGCCGCAACGGUGGCGACGGCAAGAAUGCUCCCAAAUCGAGCAGCUGGUGCAAUGCACUCUGA
Messenger RNA from Clonostachys byssicola, 1329 nucleotides. The record is from the annotation of a GenBank genome assembly. NCBI's taxonomy places the organism in Eukaryota, Fungi, Ascomycota, Sordariomycetes, Hypocreales, Bionectriaceae.